CGGAGCAGGAGACGCGCGCCUCAACCCGCGGCCCUUUGCUGACUCCGCAGCUCCCGCGCAGCGCGUUGCUGGAGGCGAGCGCCGGCCCAGGUGAGGCGAGGCGGGACAUGCCGGCUCCUCCCCUCCUCGCCGGGCUCCAGGUGUCGUUGGCAGCUCGGCAGUCGAAGGAGCCGUGGCUGCGGCGGCGGGGCGGCGGGAGAAUGGCGGACUCUCAGCUGCUGUGCCUGGACGACGCUCACGUGAACGAGCGGGUCAGCGAGCACCACCCGCGCUACUACUACAGCGAGGAGCAGCGGAGGGCGCUGGAAGUCCUGCUGGCCAAGGGGGAGAAGGCGUACAAGGAGCGCCUGAAGAAGGACCAGCUGCGAGACUUCCUCUCCAGCCGGGAGCUGCAGGCCUUGCGGGGCGGUUGGCGCGCUUACGAUGCCCACCUCGAGGGGGGCAAGCCGGUGGUCGGCCCUUCGGGGAAGCCCCUGUCCUUGGCUUACUGGCCCGACAGAUCCGACACCGAGAUCCCACCGCUGGACAUGGGCUGGACCAACACUUUCUACCGGGGAGUCAGCCGCCUCGGGCUGUAUACGCACCCGCGCAAGGAAGACAACGCGCCUCACGUCAAGCAAGUGGCGCGCGAAAUGAUCCAGCAGGCGCAGAAGAUCAUUGCAGUAGUCAUGGACCAGUUCACUGACAGGGACAUCUUCCGGGAUAUCGUAGAUGCAUCAUACAAGCGCAGGAUCCCCGUUUAUAUAAUCUUGGACGAAGAAGGCUCUAAAUUUUUCCUGGAAAUGUGCAAAGGCAUGGAGCUGAGUGAUUUCUAUAUCCGGAAUAUCCGUGUGCGUUGUGUGACUGGAGCUGGGUUCUACAUGCCAUCAGGGAAGAUCCAAGGCAACUUGGCUACACGCUUCCUGAUGGUGGAUGGUGAAAAAGUUCUUACUGGAUCGUACAGUUUCACAUGGACCUCAUCCCAUAUAGACAGAAACAUGGUCUUGUACUUGACCGGGCAGCAUGUGGAGAUGUUUGAUAUCGAAUUCCGUGAACUCUAUGCUAUUUCGGAGGAGGUCAACCUCUACAAGGAGCUGAACCUUCCAUGCCCUUUCCGCCAAGGUGUCGGGAGAAUGGGAUUUUCCUCCUCUACAGUGGCCCGGAAGGCCAUCAGCCCAAAGUAUGGACUGGUAGUGGCGGUUCCCCCAGGGGAAAUGAUGCGCUGGGCCUCCCGCCAGAGGCACGAGUCACAAGGGACUCAAGAAGCACAGGAAGAAGAAAGUGAGUCCAAUAGGCGACUACAAACUUUUCUGAAUGACCUUAUCACGGUGGAGCAAGUGCUGCCAGAUAUUGAGCCUCCACUUGAGGACCUGAACAGAGGAAACCGGAGUCCUCAGAAACUAUUUUCCCUAUUAAAAUCCAAAUCCAAAUCCAGGGAGUCCAUCCGUGACCUCAGGAAGGAUGAUGUUGCCAAUGGGGAAGCUGGUUCCAAACCAGUCAAGAGGUUUGGCAGUGGAUUUUUCAGACGGGCCAAGCGGCCACCACCCUUCAAUGCUGAUGCCAGUUCUAUUGCCAGUGAUAUUGCUGAAGACUUUGUGGUCGUGAAGAGGAAAGGAAGCCAGGCUAGCCCUCACCCUGUCAGCGUCCGUAGUAGUGGGGCUAAUUCAGAAAGAAUGAGACCAAGCUCCCCUUCAGGGGACAGAGCCAAACAGUCCAACUGUGUGGUGUCAUGAUCUGAGGAGAACAGCGACGGGAAAACUGAGAACCCAAAGAGACAAGUGUGGCUGUGGAAUAUACAGCUGUGGGCUGAUUUCAAACCUACAGUCCCAAGUUCCUCACAAUGGUCUGUAUCAACACUCUACUGUCAAGGUCGGAGCUGGUACACCCAGCUAAAGUGCACAUGCAGAGUAAAACACAUGACAUGGAAGAUUCCUAUGUGGAGAGGUAGCAGCAUGAAUUAAAUAACAGUGAUAAGUGGAGUUUGGAGUUUAAAUCUGUGCUGACAUACAUGUAGGGGUGCUUUCUAUUUCUAUGUGUUGCUUCUUAAAUUUGGUUACAGACUUAAGAAGAACACGGUUAUAUUGUUGAUAAUUGUACCGUACUGCUGUUGAUUUUGUGAGUCAGAAACACAAAUCAGAAUUAAAAGGUAGAAUCCAGAGAAGAUGGUCAAAGCUGGGGAUUUUGUAUGUCUGAGGCAGCAUUUCUCAAACAUCCGAACAUCUCCAAUCAUCUGCACACCUUUAACAUUUACUAGAUCUUCUGCACCUCCCAUAACCUUUUCUGUAAUCCUGAUGUAUGGAUAGCCACCAUGUGGCACCGGUGCUGGCAGUGACAAAGACAAGAAGGGGCUGUGGAAUUGCUAGAGAAGGUCUGGGGGGCUCAUGCUCCCGGCUAUGGCACAGAGUUGGGCCUAUGCUCCUGCUUCCUUCUGCUGAGCUGCACAACUCCCUACCUGGACUAAAACAGUUGUGCUAAGGACCCGGGAGCUGCAUGUAUAUUGUACAGUGGCACUAGUUCAGAACCUCAGGUUCAUGGCCCAUAUGCAACCCUUCAGGCCUCUCCAUCUGGGCCAGACCCCUUCACCAGCCACACCCCCUGCCAGACCUGCUUUGCACCCUCCUUGAGUGUUUUUGUCUGGUUGGAAUGAUGUGUCCUUGAAGCCUGCUGCAACAAACGUAAAAUUAACAUUCGUUGCUGAGCCCACCAGUGACAUGUGGCCUCUGGAAAGUUGCCCAGGAGGUAACGUGUCCCCCUGCCCUUCAUUAAUCUAAUGGGACUUGCACACUUAUAAAAAAUGCACUAAAUUAUAUGGGCUGCCCCCACUUCCUCUGAUGACUCCUGAUUUCCAUUUGGGGGGGGUGGCCUAAGGAUUUCUGUACGUGUUCGUUUCUCCUCUUCAGAAAUCUAUUAAGAUUGCUCUAGGCAAUGCAGAAAGAGUCAGUGAAAUUGAUAUCCAAUUCCUCUUCAUUCCAUAUAGAACUUGACAUUUAAGCAAAUUUUAUGCCCUGUAAUGGUUAUUUGGAUGAAAGCAUGGGUCAUAAUGUCAGGUGGUGCUUAUUAAGGUGUGCAGGUGAGAUUCUACAUGAUCUCUAUUAAAAAAAACACAACUUAAAAGAUGCACUGAUAAGAGUUGCAGGUGGCAAAACAAUGCAAGAUUGGUAUAAAUGAAAUCAUUUAAUCUUCCCUUGCAUCUUGUUACUUUUGUCCAGAUUUAUAAUGACAAAUGAUUAAAAGUACCUAAUUCAGUUCCUUAUUCCAGCGCUUAAAAAGUCAAGGUUGUUAGUGCAGAGUCACACUACUUUGUACAAGCCCAGUGGAUUAAUUCAAUAUACGGACAUUUGUUUUCCAGACAGCUGUCCUAUAGUCAGUCUAUGGCUUUAUGCUGCCUUAAAGAGUAGCUUUCAGGCCCUACCGGAGGCUGUCUGCCUUUUUGUAUCCAGCCUGUCUGUUACAGAAUACUAAUCAGCAGAGAGUGAGGUGCAGAGUUUGCCUUGUUUAACACACAUGCUAGCUCUGUUUGAGAAUGUUCAGUAAGAAAUACAUCCAAGAGAAAAUGUCACACACACUGUGCUGUCGAAUUGCCUGCUGUGUCAGCUUUUAUAGCAAGGGGUCUUCCAGAAAUUGGAUUACGUUUGGAUGGCUGAGGGGUUGUGGGUGGGGGAGCUCAUGCCUAGCCAACCAUCUAUUUAUUAGUGCUAUUUAACAUUGAUUUAAUGGUAUGCGGGGCAUGUGCUGUACUCUGCCUGGAAGCUGUUCAUUACAGCGAUUUCCCUUCCUCUGUACACAUGGCUAGUUAAACUGGAUUCCAUGGAGAUGAACGGUGUAUUAAAACCGCAAUGGUAUUCACCCACUUCUCCAUCUAUAUUCAGAUGGCCAACUUUCAGCCAGACGUGGUAUAUGCACGCAGUACAUUUAACUUCCAAGUGGGAUGAUUGUACUUCAGAAAUAUAUCAAUGCAACCAUUGUUGUAAUAGUCACAGCCUCCGCCUUCACUCUGCUGAACAUAAGCAGUUCACUUGUGUCAAAACUGCUUUGAAUCCCUUGAAAAAGGUAGUCUGUUUUGAUCUGGAGUAGCUCCAAUUGAAGAAUAUGUACAUAUUAAAACAUCCGGGCAAAUUUAUAUUUAAAAGGUAAUUUAUUUUUAAAAACUAAUUCUAUAUUUUAAUUCCAUGUGCACUUGCAAGUUUUUCCAGGGCUCAAUCAUGCAUUCCAAAAACUAUAAAUCCAAGCAGGUUUUGUUUUUGUUUUUAGAACAAGUCCCAUGAAUUGUUUCCAUCUAUCCCCAGAUACUUUUUUUGUGGCUCUUGUAUUUGUUCAUGAUCUUAAAAAGCCACUUGAUUUCAAAAGUGUUUCAUGAUUGUGGAUAUGUAUUUUUAAAUGUGAUGAUACUUUUGUUGUUGUUGAAAUGCAGAAACCACAAAAUGAAAUGAAACUAAAUCUUGAACAUCAUGUUUUUCUAAAGCCACAGAUAAUUUGAAGGGACUGAAUGAUGUGUCUGAAUGUUUUAACGCCCAGAUGAAAUUAGAAUUGAUGUGGUACUGGAAUUGUACUUUAGAAUGAUAGUAAUGCCCAUUGCAUUGCAAAGCAAUUCAAAAUAUGCUUAGGUGCAUACAGAUGUGCAUGCAAACAAGGCCUGAAUUGUUUCUAUUUGACUGCUGAAGCCCAGUUUCCCCUAUUUGAAAUCAAUUUCUGAUCUAAUAGUCCAGCGUUAGUCAACCCAGUGCCCUUCAAAUGUUGGAUUCUCCUCCCAGCAUCACUGAUUAGACAUGUUGGCUGGAGCUGGUGGGAGUUGGAAUCCAACAUCAACUGUGAACCACCCUGUGAUCUUAUGAUGAAGGGUGGUAUAUAAAUCUAAUAAACCAUCUGGUUGGCACUACAUAGCUACCGCUUCAAUAGUCAGAUCUUGGUUCCCAUGUCCACCAUUUUAAAAUGUACAUUUUUAAACUUUGAAAUUGCUGCAUGUACAUAAGCAUGUGUACAUUCAUUCACCCCAUGAUCAAUGUGUGUGUAAACAUUGGCAAAUUGUUUUCGGGGAGGGGGAGAUGUGUUAGUGAUGAUACCUGUUUAGGGCCAAUUAGUACUGUGCUUUUGCUGCAAACGCUAAUGGUUUCCUCUGAACUUGACCCAGAAAAUAAGUUAGUAUAUUUUAAUAAAAGCAUGAGUGUGUUUUGAUGAUGGGUUUACCACUCAGGUUAUGUUCAUAUGUGCACAUCCUUCUUUAUGGAAAGCUUCAACUGCAAUUAAAUUCUCCGACAAUCAGAUCUACACAAGGGGUUUGCACUUUGACAGCGGUAUUGGGAACUAGAACUUUCAUGAGGAAGAUGUACAAGCACAUAUUGCACAAAAAACCCCAAUGCUACACAAAUUGCAUUUUGGGAUCUGUACAGAUAACCAUUUCAGAACACAUUCUACCAGAGAUGUGUAGCAAAGUUCUCCUUAACACUAAGUCAACUAAACUAUGCCUGGGGUGAACAAAGUAGCCUGUCAUCAGGUAUUCUUUUCUAGGGUGGUUUAGUUGGGUCACUCUGCCCGAGUCAUAACACCCACCAUGAACUUUUGGGAAGGGAUUGUGACAUGGUGUUGGGCUUUGCACCCAGAAGGUCUCAGUUUCAUUCCCUGGCAUCACCAGUUAAAAGGAUCUUUGGUAGCAAGUGAUGAGAUAGACCUCUGCCUGAAAAAUUGUGGAGGUGCUGUCAGUCAGAGUGGACAAUGCUUGGCUAGAGGAACAAAUAGUGUGACUUCAUGGAGCAAUUUUCUCUGUGUGAGAGAGAGGGAAGGAGGGUCUGGCUGACUUGGUGACAGCACAGAACAUCUACUUACUGAAGUUUUUCAUGACAUCUGAAACUGAUUUAUAUUAUGCUAGCAAGCAGACCUUGUCAUUGCUGAGGCUUUGAUAUAUGCAGGUUAUAAAUCUACACGUAAUAAUACGCACCUAAGUUCCAUUUAGGUUGGUGUGAUUUAAGAGGGCAUAAAAGAGAUCAAGAUUUCAGUGUGAGUUUGCAAUUAAUUGAUGAUCAUCUUAUAAACAUUUUAGGACCCAUUCGUUCUAGUCUCUCCCUGUAAUCGUAGCAUAGUGGAACUGAAUUGGCCUAACUCACCCAUGUGAAUGUUAUGCAAAUGAUGUUUAGUUAUUUUAUUUGUGCAGUAUACUUCUUCUGUAGCUUAUGCUAAAAGUGUUGUGUAUAUUUGGAAUUUAUUUCAUUACAUUGCACAGGAUUGAAGAUAAGUGGAUCUGGUCAUAAUUCUAAAAUAAUGUCUUUGAAAAUUCACCACUUUUCUUCAGUCCCUUGAAACUUUCUGUUUCUCCAUGAUGAACAGAUUUUGAUUAAAAACUGAUCUCAGGAGUUUAUUAGAAGAUUCAUCUCAUAGCCUGUCGACUUAUUGUAUACCCAUCUUCUGAGUAAUUUUCAUCAAUAUUUUUAAAGGUCUUCAAUACUUCCUAGUUAUCCAGAAAUUAUUUGCUGCAUAUUUCCCAUUAAGGCUAGGCUUAAAAGGAAAUCUUUCAGCUGACUUUCAGCUAUUUAAUUUAACCCUGUGCUCACAUAUAAAAUUACUGAGUGCUUCCCUGAUUAUAAAACCUAUUGGUCCACUUCAUAUACAACAUGAAAAAAGAAUAUGGAUUAUCAGAUGCCUUUCUAUGGGGGGGGGGACUAGUGCAGCCAAUACCUAUGGAGGGACACUUCUAAUUAAUUGGAUAUAGACAUAGGUGGAUCAAUAGUUUGACGGUAUAAAGCAGAUUUGUAGGUUAAUUUCUGAGGUGCAGUGUGGUCUGUUAUGAAAGCACAAACCUGCACACAUUGCUUACAAGCCUCAGUAAAAUAGUUGCGCUGCAGCCUAGGUUCACCUUUUUCUUACACUGAGAUUAUCUACAUGAAGGAAAAAUAUCAUGUGGAAAGAGGACUGUACACUAGAGCAAUUCCAACUGUGCAGAUUUAACAUGAAAAUAUGCUUUACUAGUCCUCCCCUCCCCCCCCCACUUCAGAAUCUGCUCUUGAACCUCUUCCUAGAAUGGAUCCUUAGUGGAUCUUGAAAUUGGUUUCUCUGUGCCUAAGCUACGGCAUUUAAUCUCAGAUCUUAUUACACAGUGUUUAGCUUUUUAACAUUCCUUUCUACACUUUAUGGAUUUUGUUUAACUUUCGCGACACUUGCUCUCUUAUGCUCCAGUAGUCUUCAAUACCAAUUUUCUGCUUUGACAGCAUCAGCUGAAACUUUUUUUGCUCGUGUUGAAAGCUUGGAUUUACUUUUGACUUUCUAAUGUGAAGUUCAGGUCUUUGGAGCGUGUAGAAAUUUAUUGACACAUUAAAAUGGUGCUGGCAGCUUCCGUGAGACCAGGGAUGGGCAACGGUGGUGGUGAUGGAAAUAAUUAUGAUUUAUUUUGGCCAGUGCCAUUUAUCGUGUAUUAGCACUUGAGAAAUAAUGUGGCAAUGAAUGUAUGGGACAUCUCCCUUGCUAGCAAAGUACGGGAAAGGAAAACGUAAGCCUCAGGGUACAUCAGGUCUGCACAGAACACUUGUGAUGCUUCUUCCUGUGGGACUGUAGCACCAGGUUGGAGGCAUGAAAAACAAGCAUGGUAUGGCACAAGCAAGCCCUCAGCCUGCACCAUAGGUCAGAUCAUGACAACUUCACAUCCUCUGCUGGCUCUGGAAGCACUUUUCUGCAGUGCAAAUAAGUGUGUAUGUGGUGGUAGAGGAACAUUCCAGGCUUGAAACUUUGAUAUAUGUGACGGUCUUGUGUACAUGACUCCUCAAAAGAAGCCCACCAUGAUGCAGCAUGUUGCAUUCCCAGCAUUAAUUCGUUGAGUUGUGGCUUUUGCUCACACUUGUUUGAAGUGCCAUUGGAUAACAGUCCCUCCCCCCUUCUUCUUAUAUGCUUCCUUGGUGGAAUAGACUGAGCACAUUGCAAAGCAGCAAUGUUGUUGACUUUCCAUGGGCUAAGGAAGGGAUCUGUAGUUCGUUAACCUCUUUCCCUUUUUUGGGCUCGCAGUGCCCGAGUUGAUCAUGCCUUGUAGCUAUACAGACUAGAAUAGUCUACACUGGCUGUUGCUGGCAACAGCAGACCCAGGUUUGGUGGGCAGCCUUUUGACAAUAUGCCAUAUUGUUGCGCGUAAACAUACUUGUUUGGUGUGUACAUGUGCCUUACUGUCAUAACAAAUGCAUUUUAUACAACAAAUAAAUUCAAAACUGUUUUAA
Molecule: messenger RNA, 8168 nt
Organism: Podarcis muralis (Common wall lizard)
Lineage: Eukaryota; Metazoa; Chordata; Lepidosauria; Squamata; Lacertidae
Gene: SACK1F
Product: family with sequence similarity 83 member F
Biological process (GO): signal transduction
Molecular function (GO): protein kinase binding
Source: RefSeq, a predicted model, not a curated record